AUCCUCCCACUUCAGCUUCCCAGAGUGCUAGGAUUACAGGCGUGAGACACCGCUCAUGGCCAGCUUCUGCCAUUUGUCCCUGGGAAAUAUUGCCAGCUUUUCCCUAAUCCCAGAGUGGCAGCCCUGCCCUGUCACUUACCUCAAACCUACCAUGUCCCUGGGGCCACUGAAAUUCCAGGCAAUGGGUGAAGAAGAUGAGGACGAGGAGCAGGAGAGCCUGGACUCCGUGAAGGCACUGACGGCCAAGCUGCAGCUGCAGACUCGGCGGCCCUCCUAUCUGGAGUGGACAGCCCAGGUCCAGAGCCAGGCCUGGCGCAGGGCCCAAGCCAAACCUGGGCCAGGAGGACCUGGGGCCAUCUGUGGCUUCGACUCGAUGGACUCCGCUCUUGAGUGGCUCCGACAGGAGCUGCGGGAGAUGCAAGCUCAGGACCGGCAGCUGGCGGGGCAGCUGCUGCGGCUGCGGGCCCAGCUGCACCGGCUGAAGAUGGACCAAGCCUGUCACCUGCACCAGGAGCUGCUGGAUGAGGCGGAGCUGGAGCUGGAGCUGGAGCCUGGGGCCGGUCUGACCCUGGCUCCGCCGCUGCGUCACCUGGGCCUCACGCGCAUGAACAUCAGCGCCCGGCGCUUCACCCUCUGCUGAGGGACACCUGCUCUGCUCUCCGGGGACACCUGUUGCCGCUUCCCCAGCCUGCCUGGGAAGAGGGAGAGAGGGGUGCCCCAGAGGCGCCAGCACCUGGUGGGCAAGUGGGGAACACUCAGGUCUCUGAGAAAUGAGUCCCAAGUGUGCAAAGCCCAACCAUCCUGUCACCCCUGCUGCCCUAGCUAGCCAGGGGCAAGGGAAGGAACUCAGACCCCCAAGCUCCUCAAUAAACGCCCUUUGUGCUUCCCA
Molecule: messenger RNA, 889 nt
Organism: Propithecus coquereli (Coquerel's sifaka)
Lineage: Eukaryota; Metazoa; Chordata; Mammalia; Primates; Indriidae
Gene: FAM167B
Product: family with sequence similarity 167, member B
Exons: 2
Coding region: 56-640 (194 amino acids)
Source: RefSeq, a predicted model, not a curated record